GAUGCUGCAGAUUGUCGGUAGACGCCGCUCGAGAUCUGGCUACCAGAAGCUGACAAAUGAGAAGCCGACAAGGCGGAAAAGACAUUUCUUGUCGGCCAAGAAACCCGACGGUCGGCCAAAAGGGUUUCGCCUGAACCGUCCAGGAAGGCUCGUGCUCAAGGCCCUUGCCUCCACUACGAUCUUGCCCAGAAGGAUCAUGAGCAUUUACGCACGCCUCUUGGACCAAAUGAAUAGGGAAGGUUUAUACCCCAAUCUCAUCUUAUCUUCUCAAUGGGGGUUUCCUGUUUUUCUCAAACCCUAG
This is a messenger RNA of Tarenaya hassleriana, 301 nucleotides long. RefSeq lists its product as uncharacterized. NCBI's taxonomy places the organism in Eukaryota, Viridiplantae, Streptophyta, Magnoliopsida, Brassicales, Cleomaceae. Bases 2 to 301 code for a protein of 99 amino acids. The transcript has a single exon. The record is from RefSeq and is a predicted model, not a curated record.